AUUAAUCAAUGCUAUACAGAGUACAGACUGUGCUAAAAUCAUUCAUCUUAAACUAUGUAUUAUAAAUUUAUAAACAAUUAUUAUAAUAAUAAAUUUUAAUCUGAAUCAUUAACGAUUUUAAAAGUUUAAAUUCAAUUUAAGAAAAAUAAUCGUAAAGCACAAUCGAUUUUUAGCGAUUUUCAGUGCUAUUGAGCGUGUUGACGGUUACCUGUCGAUAAUCGAUAGAAUAGUCGACCGGUGGAAAAUAAGAAUAAUUUAACAUUAAAAAAUUUAAAAGUAAUAAGUAGCAACAAAUAUUAUUCUACUGUUCGACACUGUUUUUAAAAAUCAAAAAUAUUUGACUUACGUACUUCAAUAUUUCCUCGUAAGAAUUUAUUCCGUUACGUUAGGUAUUUAGGUACGAGUGUUUACAGACUUCGCGAUUGUCCGUCACAGUUUGUCAAGGGCAAAUGAUAAGAAAAAUUAAUCGAUUUUAAACUUUCAUAGUUUUAUUACGUUUACUUGCCGAGUACCGAGACCGAGAGCAUUUAAGCGGUUUUCAAUUUUCUUAAUUUUUUGUCUCUUCACUCACCUUUUAAUACCUCGAGUACCUAUCUCGUUUUCUAACAUUCAAUCUUUUACAAUUUUGAUUGAUAAUUGGAUCUUUGUUUAUACAACUAACAAUGGCACUUAACAAAUUAAGCAUCAAGAGUUUAGAAGUGGCGAACAAACGGGUUUUGAUCAGAGUUGAUUUUAAUGUUCCAUUAAAGGAUGGAAAGAUAACGAACAAUCAACGUAUUGUUGCUGCAUUAGAUAGCAUCAAUUAUGUUCUUGAAAAUGGUGCCAAAUCUUUAGUUCUCAUGUCCCAUCUUGGACGUCCAGAUGGAUUACCAAACUUAAAGUACUCUUUGAAGCCAGUUGCUGAAGAGCUCCAGAAACUCCUUAAUAAGAAUGUUACAUUUUUGUCUGACUGUGUUGGUCCAGAAGUAGAAAAAGCUUGUGCAGAUCCUGCUCCUGGUUCAAUAUUUCUUCUAGAGAACCUUCGAUUCCAUAUUGAAGAAGAAGGAAAAGGUGUCAAUGCUGCUGGAGAAAAAACUAAGGCUGACAAAGAAGAUGUGAAAAAAUUUAGAGAAUCAUUACAGAAAUUGGGAGAUGUAUAUGUUAAUGAUGCAUUUGGUACUGCACACAGAGCCCACAGUUCUAUGAUGGGUGAAGGUUUUGAAAAGCGUGCUGCUGGCAUCUUGUUGAAUAAAGAGCUCACUUAUUUUGCUAAAGCUUUGGAUAAUCCCGAAAGGCCUUUCUUAGCUAUCUUGGGAGGAGCUAAAGUUGCUGAUAAGAUUCAACUUAUUGAAAAUCUUUUAGAUAAAGUUGAUGAAAUGAUUAUUGGAGGAGGUAUGGCUUAUACUUUCUUAAAAGAGUCAAAGGGCAUGAAAAUUGGUGAUUCUUUAUAUGAUGAAGCUGGAGCCAAAAUUGUCGGAAAAUUAUUAGAUAAAGCUAAUGCUCGCAAUGUUAAAAUUCAUUUGCCAGUUGAUUUUGUCACUGCUGAUAAAUUUGAUGAAAAUGCGAAUACUAGUUCUGCAACUGUUGAAGAAGGAGUUCCUGAAGGUUGGAUGGGUUUGGACUGUGGACCAGAAUCUAGGAAGUUGUUUUCUGAACCUAUUGCUCGUGCUAAGGUCAUUGUAUGGAACGGGCCUGCUGGAGUUUUUGAGUUUGAUAAAUUUGCAAAUGGUACUAAAGCUUUAAUGGAUGAUGUUGUUAAGGCAACUAAAAAUGGAACUGUCACUAUAAUUGGAGGUGGUGAUACUGCAACUUGUGCAGCUAAAUGGGGGACUGAAAGUCAAAUAAGUCAUGUGAGCACUGGUGGUGGUGCAAGUCUUGAACUACUUGAAGGAAAAGUCUUACCAGGAGUUGCAGCUUUGACUGACGCAUAAUUGUUUAAAAUAUACCUGGCUUGUUUAAUAUUUACAAUACAAUAUGUGGUUUAUUUA
Melanaphis sacchari is the source of this 1967-nucleotide messenger RNA. RefSeq names its product phosphoglycerate kinase (gene Pgk). Gene Ontology annotation, biological process: glycolytic process; gluconeogenesis. Gene Ontology annotation, cellular component: cytosol. Lineage: Eukaryota; Metazoa; Arthropoda; Insecta; Hemiptera; Aphididae. Gene Ontology annotation, molecular function: ATP binding; phosphoglycerate kinase activity; ADP binding. The record is from RefSeq and is a predicted model, not a curated record.